This is a messenger RNA of Entrophospora candida, 1642 nucleotides long. The record is from the annotation of a GenBank genome assembly. Lineage: Eukaryota; Fungi; Glomeromycota; Glomeromycetes; Entrophosporales; Entrophosporaceae.
AUGAUUUCUUCUAAAUCUUUUUCAAUCACCACCGCUUUGGUUUUAUUAUUAUUGUUCUCUGCGGUUUUAGCCAAUUCAGCCAAAACCGAGUGUCCUACAAAUGCUUCCAGCAGUAAAUUCAAUGAAAAGCAGGAAAAAUAUGUGGUUUUGCUUAAACCAACAAAAGGAUCGACGGGUGCUUUUAGUGCUUCAAAAAGCUCAAAAACCGUUGAACAACAUUUAAAUUUUUUGAAAGAAUGCUGGGGUAUAGAUUCCGAAUCAAUUUUGGAUGAUGAUAACUUUAAUAGCGCUUCAACUACCAAGAAAGUGGCAAAAAAUAAAGUAUUAUCUUUUUCUGUUGGUACUCUUAGUGGCUAUUCGGGUUUAUUUAGUGAGAAAUUUGUCAAAGAACAAAUUGAACCAUUGUCCGAUGUCCUAUCAGUUGAAAAAGUGGUGAGAGUUAAAAUUCCUACUAUAAAAAAUACAACUUCUUCUAAAACUGUUAAAACAAAAGAUGUCAUUGUAAAAGCAACCGGUCAAAAUGUUCCACCGCACAACUUGGAUCGUAUAGAUCAAAGAAGAUUUCCUUUAGACGGAAAAUACCGGUUUCCUAGUACAGCAGGCGCAGGUGUGGAUGUUUAUGUGGUUGGUUCUGGUAUAAAUGUAAGACACCCAGAAUUUGGUAAUCGUGCUAGAAUUGGCGGUGUAUUUUGUAAUGGAUGUGUUUUGAACGAUGUUGAUGGUACUGGUACCGCAAUAGCAAGUAUUAUUGGCGGCACAACUUUUGGUGCGGCAAAAAAAGUUAAACUUGUAGCUGUCAAAGUGUACCAAGGCGAAUUUUUUUUUACCGAUGGUCUUUUAAAUGGCAUUGCAUUUAUAUUAAGAGACCACUUAACAAAAAAGAAUAGAAAAUCAGUUGUUAAUAUUUCACUGAGUUAUAAUGGUAUCGAAGAAAUAGUAGACACGGCAAUUAAAUCUCUCACAGAUGCAGGCAUACAUGUUGUUGUAAUGGCUGGUGAUCAGUCACAAGAUGGUUGUAAUUUUACACCUUCAGCUGCACAAACAUCAAUUUCAGUAGGUUCAACUGAUUUUUUCAAUGAUUCAAUUGCCUCCUUCUCAAAUUUUGGAAGAUGUGUUGAUAUUUUUGCUCCUGGUGUAAAUGUCGUUGGUAUUGCUAAUAAUGCUCCCGAAUUACUUUCCGGUACAAGUUUUUCAGCUCCACAAGUUUCUGGUGCUAUUGCUCUGAGCAUUGGUAGAUUUGGUAAUACUACUCCUGCAAAAAUGACUCGAAGAUUAAUUACUGCAAGCACUAAAAAUAUACUUAAAGGUUUAACAGCUGAUACACCAAAUAGAUUUUUAAUCAGAUUCAAAUUUGUAAAUUUGAAGAUUGAAUCACUUGAACCACUGAGGCCAACUGAAGAAGAACAUACUCUUAAUACAUUAUUUAGUUAUAAAGCUGCACUCAAAGAUUCAGCAUUCUACAUUACUACACCUUCACCAGCAGUAGAGGUCCAAAAAUAUUCUAAUCAAUUCAAGCAAAGACGACCAAAUCAUUCUUUAAAAGAUUUAAAAAUAGCAAAUAUGUGUUUAGACUUGAAGUUUUUUCCUGAAGAACUACAGAUUAUUAAAAAUGAUUCACUAAUUUCAACCAGUGUACUCAAAG